This is a messenger RNA of Chironomus riparius, 2112 nucleotides long. The record is from the annotation of a GenBank genome assembly. Lineage: Eukaryota; Metazoa; Arthropoda; Insecta; Diptera; Chironomidae.
CUUAUAUCUUAAUUAAGAAGCGUUUUAAAACAACACGUCAUGCCAAACACAAUGAAGCAUUAAUAACUAUAGUUAUAUAUUUUCUAUAGAAUAUUCAGGCACGACAUCCAGUUGAAGAAAAUUCCCAUCAAAAGUUUGCUUUAAUAAUUAAUUAGUAAGCCAAUUAUCAAGUUCAUAAAGAUGUUUUAAAGCCCUGAAUUCUUUUCUCAUAUUCUCUUUGUCUCUCUGCAUUUCUAGAGCGCGCCUAUUGUUAUUAUUCACUUAGUUUUAUGUUAAAAAUCGUAGAUUGAGUUGAUAGCUCACAUUUUUGUGAUAAAAAUGUCCCAAAUGGAAUUCGAGGAAGUGAGUUUAGUGACGGAUGAGACAGAGGAACUACUUCCGAAAAAAACAGAAGUCACAAUAAACGAAACAGCUGAGAAUGGAGGAACGACGUCUGAUCGCUAUAUUUCCGAUGUUAUAAAAGUACAAAUUAUUCCAGAAAAGAAGGGCAAUUUCCUAAAAUAUACAGCAUAUUUAAUAAGGUCAGAGAAUUAUAAAUGCAGCGUUGAGCGACGAUAUUCAGAUUUUCUUUGUCUGUAUGAGAACUUUUUAAAAGUAUAUGAGUAUCGAGUCAUUCCAAGAUUGCCGCCAAAACAGUUUUUAUCUGAUACAAAUCUCGAACCACGAAGAAUCAGUCUUGAACGAUGGCUAACAAUUAUAAGUCAACAUCCAAUUAUUUCGAAAGAUAUUAUGAUGAAACAUUUCAUGACAGAAACCACAUUCAGGCUUGCAAUCAUACCAAGUGAAUUUAAGUCAUUUACGAUCCAAAAGGAUGAAGCAAUAAAGUUUAGUGACAUUGAUGAAAUAUUCAGUAAGAAGAACAUUGUUAAGCGUGUCCUUAAUCACAUGCUGUCGAUAAAGAGAAUUAUGGAUGAACAUUACAGUCGAGAAUGCUGUCAAGCUGCAGAUUUUGUUGAAUUAAGUGACAUUCUUUAUGACUUAAUGGACACAACAAAUGACGCUAGUCUUAGUGACUUUACAGUUUGUGUGAAGGAAAUUAUCAAUUCUUGUGUAAAAACGCCACCAAAAUUAGCUGCCAAAGAACGUUUAGAAGUGGUAAUUUCAGUCCUUACUGGAUAUAUCGAUGGAUGUGAAAGAUUAUUUAACUCAAAAGAUGGUGGAAAUGAUUCAUUUCACGGUCAACGAUUAAAGAAUAUGUUUCGUGCCAACGUGACUUGUGAUGAUGAAAUGGAACUUCACAGAAAGCGAAUUUCAUUUGGAGUAUAUUGCCUAAUCGAGGAAUUCAAGCUAGUCAAGCGAUAUAUCAAACUACUUCCGUCGAUAUUUCUUAAAUUUGCAUUUCUAGAAUCACAAUCAUUUUCAGUAAUAGCCAAAAGCCUCAAAGACUUUAUCGAUAAAGAGAGCGAUAAAUUAAAUUAAAUUAAAUUUUUUUCAAUGUCAAUGUCAAACGUUUAAUUAUACACUCAAAUUCUUUUAUGAUCACAAUAUUGAAUUUCACACUGGAUAUACUCACAUCUCUCUUAAAGCAACAUGUGAAAAAUUUCAUGAUUCUCAUCUAUUUUUUUUUUGUUUGCUUUAAUUCUGUAUUAUCAUCUUCAAAAAACAACACACACGUCUAUACGCGUAAAUUGUUAAAAUCGAUAUGUUAAAUAAUACUUUUAAAAAAAUCGGAAAUAAAGAAGCUUUGGCUGAUUUCUUGUUUUCUGUGUGCUCAUGCAGCUCUUUUUGGAUAUAAACAAGUUCUUUUUUACUCUUCUUGAGGGUGUUUAAACACACUAUUUUUUUAUGUAUAAUAAUUAUUUUGAUUAUGCACUGUUCUUACUCGGUGGCUGUAGACUUACUGUUUUGCGAUGUAUGCCUAAACAGAAAUGUUAACUCAGUUUUAUUUUUCAUAUAUUUUAAAACUAAUAGUGUGUUGGAGCUUCACGUGAAUGAAAAUUGUAAAACAUUUUGAAUUUAUCGAGUGCUGGUCAUUAAAGCGAUAAAAGAUAUUUAACUAGUGCAAGUUAUGGUGAAUAAUAUUUGGCAGUUGAGAAAAAAUUUGAACUUAAACUGUCAAAAUUAAUUUAAAAAAAAAUAUUUUAAGCUGUUCAAAGAAUUCAAAUUUCAAAA